CGGAGUUUCCCCACCGCCCCCGGCUGACGCACCAGCUCCUCCGGGGGCGGCCCCUAAGGGUCGGCGCCUGCCGCCCCGCGCGCACUCCGGCACCGAGCCCAUGGGAGCAGCGGCAGCGCGGGCGGCGCGGGCGCUUCUGCCGGCGGCUCUGCUGGCGCUGGCGCUGAGCCCGGGGCCCGCGGCCGCCCCGCCGUGCGGCGCCGACUGCCCCGCGGGUACCUUCGUGCUGGGCGCGGGCUGCGGGCGCUGCCGGCGCUGCCCGCCCGACACCUUCUCCAGCGCGGCCGGACUCCGCGGCUGCACGCUCUGCCGCAAGUGCGAAGGAAGAUUCAGGUAUUUGAAAGAGUGUUCCUCAACAAGCGACGCUGAGUGCACGUGCAAGGAGGGGUAUCGCUGCAGCGGCGACAGCUGCUCCCGCUGCGACCGGAGCUGCGGCGUGGGCCAGGAGAACACCAAGAGCGGUUGCCAGACUUGCCGCUAUGGAACUUUUAAUGAUCAGCCUAAUGGCUCCUGUAAAAACUGGACAAAGUGCUCUGCAAACCAGGUCCUGGAGUCUGGAACCACAGCAAAAGAUGUCAUUUGCAAACACACUUCAGAUAAUCCCCCUUUACUUACUAGUCCACCUACCACCUCUCCUGCAAUUCCACUUCCUAUCACUGUGCCAGGGGAGGACCUCCAGACGGACGCUGUCAGCAUUUCUCUCACUGUAGCUGGGGUGCUGUGCAUAGUGUUUCUGCUGCCGUCGUGCAUAUGCCUCAUUAUCUGGCAGAAAAAGAAACUACGUGAUGUCUUCAAGAAAAGACGCAAGGAGGUGGAAUUGCAUCCAGCACAGUUGGCAUCUCUGUUCCUUUGGGGUUUUCUCUCUCUCUCAUCCUCUCCCCUUUCCCAGAGACAAGGGCUUGAUCUCCCAGUGCAACUCUGAAUACAGCAGACAGUUGCUCCAAAAAUCUAACAGCUCCACGUUGGUCUUCCUUCCCGUGACACAGAAAGCACGAGCAGCCGCUGCUGCAUUAGGGAAAACAAAGUAUGAUGAAUCAGUUUUAUCAGAUGUACAUGCUGUAGGGGAAAAAAUUCAGAAUACUGAAUUAUUUGAAGAAUUUUUCCUGCCAACUUCCUGCACUUGUGACUGAGGAAGGGUGAAAUAAGAUGGCUGAAUAAAUGCAACAAAAAGUGAACAUUUGAUCUUUUU
Molecule: messenger RNA, 1189 nt
Organism: Columba livia (rock pigeon)
Lineage: Eukaryota; Metazoa; Chordata; Aves; Columbiformes; Columbidae
Gene: TNFRSF9
Product: TNF receptor superfamily member 9
Exons: 7
Coding region: 101-922 (273 amino acids)
Biological process (GO): regulation of cell population proliferation
Molecular function (GO): signaling receptor activity; protein binding
Source: RefSeq, a predicted model, not a curated record